Messenger RNA from Cylicostephanus goldi, 588 nucleotides. The record is from the annotation of a GenBank genome assembly. NCBI's taxonomy places the organism in Eukaryota, Metazoa, Nematoda, Chromadorea, Rhabditida, Strongylidae.
AUGCUACGAAAUGGUACUCCUGGAGAGGUGGCCAUCCUUGCUAGAAGCUCAACUGAAGUUACAGACGGGCCGGGUAACUCCCUCGACGACUCACCACGUGGAUCGCCAACUUACUCUACGGAAUCGCUAUUAAAACAUCCUUUUCUCAAUCAUGGCAAUGGCAGUAACAGCAAUAAUAACAAUAACAAUGCGAAAACUGCAAACAAUAACGCUGGCAUUAAUUCGAUAUUUCCCACGAUUGUGAAGACAGAAAACCUGUUGGCCACCAUGAACAAAAAUAACCUUCUGCCCGCAAUGGAUCUGACGGCACUAUCCUCGAAUCAGUGGCUGUCCGCAUGGCUGGCAAACAAUCCUUUCGCACCAAAUCUUGGCCAGCAGACGCUCUCCAGUGCUAAUGCAGAGGCACCGUCAGAAACGAAGCGAUCCGACGUCUCGGAGGAAGUCGACUACGAUGCACUGGAGAUAAAGAUGGAUGAAGAUGAUCUGCACGACGAGGACAUCAAUCAUGAUCCGAGUCCCACUGUGAGGAAUAUCAGCCUAGAUUUUACCUGCAAAACUCUACAUGUGCGAGUGAUCGUAGCGAUUUAG